Molecule: messenger RNA, 677 nt
Organism: Etheostoma spectabile (orangethroat darter)
Lineage: Eukaryota; Metazoa; Chordata; Actinopteri; Perciformes; Percidae
Product: CD5 antigen-like
Exons: 4
Coding region: 108-623 (171 amino acids)
Cellular component (GO): membrane
Source: RefSeq, a predicted model, not a curated record
CGCUGCAGGACCGGUUCAUUCAGGACAUUACAUCACACUACAGGACAUGGAGCCAGUUAAGCUCCGCCUCUUCCUGUAUGAGACCCAACCUGAGGACAUAACAUGUGAUGAUCAGAGCAGAGAGCAGACAGACGGGAAGACGGACGCAGAGAGACCACGUCCACCUGGACAUGGAUCACCUGGACAUGGAUCACCUGGACAUGGAUCACCUGCUGCUGCUGCUGCUGCUGUGGAGCUCAGGACUCCAGGCUGAAGGAGGACUCACCUCAACAGAGUCUGUCAGGUUGGUGGGGGGGGGCAGUCGCUGUGCAGGGACCCUGGAGGUGAAACAUAACGGAGAAUGGAGACCUGUGGAUAACUAUCUCUUUGGCUGGACCCUGAAGACAUCAGCUGCUGCCUGCAGAGAGUUAGACUGUGGCUCUGCUGUUUCUGUAGUGAGAGAAGAGUCCUCAGACAGAUCUGUGUGGAGGAUCAGGUCUGACUGUGUUGAGUCUGGAUCUGGUCUGAGGGAGUGUGCAGAACCAGGUUCCUCUUCCUUCAUCCUUGAUCUCACCUGCUCAGACUCUGUCAGGCUGGUGGACGGGGACCAGUCUGUGCUCAGGCAGACUGGAGGUGAAGACUAACCAGUCUACCCAGACCUGGUCCUCAGUGUGUGAACACGGACUUUGACCAGCAGG